Ictalurus furcatus (blue catfish) is the source of this 806-nucleotide messenger RNA. It is a transcript of the gene uts2b, whose product is annotated as urotensin 2, beta. NCBI's taxonomy places the organism in Eukaryota, Metazoa, Chordata, Actinopteri, Siluriformes, Ictaluridae. Bases 255 to 626 code for a protein of 123 amino acids. Gene Ontology annotation, biological process: blood vessel diameter maintenance; regulation of blood pressure. The transcript is spliced from 4 exons. Gene Ontology annotation, molecular function: hormone activity. Gene Ontology annotation, cellular component: extracellular region. The record is from RefSeq and is a predicted model, not a curated record.
CGUCCUGCCGCAUGCAGCGUUGCACACGCGCUGUUUUUAUUACUCUAUUUACUCACAUGGCUCUGGAUUUACAGUGCGCACCGGGAUCCAGCAGUGACACAUGAUGAAAUAAAAAAAAAAAGAAAAAAAAAAGAGAAGGAGAGGUGAUGCUAGGGAUGGGACAGGUGAUCUGACACCUCGUGGAGUAGGCUAUAUAAGGCCUUGCGUUUAUUAGUCUAGAAAGACAGAGAGUGUGUUUAUCAUCAGCUGAAGUGAUGCUCUGUAAAGCUGUCCUGUCCUGCGCUCUGCUCCUCGCAGCUCUGGAGCCUCUUCUCACACACUCGGCUGGCAUGUCCUACACGGGGCCUGUAUCAGAAGAGGAGCAGGCGAUGAGUCCAGACGAGAUGUCUUACUCCGAGCAGGCGUUCCUGUCUCAGGGUUCAGCGGGAAUCGGCUUCCCUUCCUUCCUCACAGGAGACAACAUCAGAGAAGCUCUCAGAACAGCCGGAUUCGUUCCCAGACAAGUGGUCAAAGAGGCGCUGACAGAAAAGCCCUGGUUGGACCCACUCAGCCGUUUCCUGGGUGGCAGGAAACAAUACCGGAAGCGUGGGGGAAACUCUGAGUGCUUCUGGAAGUACUGUGUCUGAAAAUAAAUAAAAUAAAAUAAAAUAAAAGGCUGCCACACACGCCUUUACAACGGCCUAGGAAAGACUAUGUAUAAGUAGACUAUCGGAUUUUGUACAUCCACCUUUGGCACAGGUGUAAAUACAGUAAAUAGUGUGUAUAACAACAUGAAUAAAUCUAUGUUUCAAAAAUAGCUGUCUCCU